GGAAGCAAAACUUGAAAAUUGCAGAAGCUUUCCAAAGCAACAAUACCCAGUUCGAAGCAACUCCAUGCUCUUGUAGUCUUGUUGCCGACGCCAAUCUGUGAUUCAACAACUAGGUAGUCCAGACUUGGCGGGGUUCUACUGCUUUGUAUAUUAGAAUCUCUUUUGGGUCUUCCAGUAUCUCUCUUCUUCGGAAGAAGAAAAACACAUUGCAAUGCCGCACGCAAAAAGAACGAAAUGAAAUAGUUUUUUGACUGUGAAUGAUGUCAAGACCGGUGUUGCUAGUUUUUCUUCUAGUUGUUCUCAUAAUCACUUCCCAGUUUGAGUGGAAGCAACAACUUGUCCCUGACCUUGAUGCAACUCCAAGUAUCUCGCAAAAGCCAAGUGAGAGCUCAAAGAGGGAAGAAGCUGUAAAAGAGAAGAUCAUAUUAUUGCAAGAAAAGAACAUUAAGAGACUCAAUGAGGUUGUCAGUAGCCUGCGGGAACAGUUGCAACGAUGUAAAAGCAAGAAUGAGACAAGGCAGCACACUUUAAGUUUCCUAACCGAACGUGAUACAGAUAUUGAAAGGAAUCAGAUAUUCGAGGACUAGGUUGAGCCUGUGGAAGUAUAUGACUAAUACUUAUAAAAGUUUGACCUGUAUAACCUUGGUAGGUCCUUGUUUUUGACCAAUUCUCACAGUGAAAUUCCAUCUUGGUCAAGUAUAGAAUGGAAUGGGAAAUUACUUAUUGUCAGAGAUUCAUGAAUCAUUCAAAUGUAGAGCUAUAUCUGAAGGCUUACAACAUUUUACUAACUUACAAUGAUUGAUAGAAAUGUCCACAGCAUUU
Fragaria vesca subsp. vesca is the source of this 822-nucleotide messenger RNA. RefSeq lists its product as uncharacterized. The record is from RefSeq and is a predicted model, not a curated record. Lineage: Eukaryota; Viridiplantae; Streptophyta; Magnoliopsida; Rosales; Rosaceae. The transcript has 4 exons. The coding region runs from base 258 to 587 and encodes 109 amino acids.